Molecule: messenger RNA, 2416 nt
Organism: Argiope bruennichi
Lineage: Eukaryota; Metazoa; Arthropoda; Arachnida; Araneae; Araneidae
Product: protein ABHD11-like
Exons: 7
Coding region: 73-1038 (321 amino acids)
Cellular component (GO): mitochondrion
Source: RefSeq, a predicted model, not a curated record
AAAAAGAUUAGCUCUAGCUAUGUUCAAGAAUAACGCUCAAGGUCACUUUAGUUGAAUUGUCUUAUUUUAAUUAUGACAAGCUUGCCUUCACUAUGCUGUCGAGCCUGGACUGGUUUAAGCAGUUUUCUUGCGUCAAGUCCUUCCGUGAAGCCCAAGAGCAGUCAAAAACUUGCUUCCAAUUCCGAGCCAGUACAGUUAGCCUUUCACUGUGCGCAACCCCAAGAUGAGGAAGAAGGGAAGGCACCUAUAACAUUACUUCACGGCAUAACUGCCUCCAAAGAAUGUUGGUUCGAUAUUCCUCAAAUUCUUGCUAAGAAAACAAAGAGAAAAGUUUAUGCUGUAGAUCUCCGACACCAUGGGGACAGUCCAUGGAGUGAUACAUUCGAAUUCGAUUCAAAUAUUCUUGACCUCCAACAUUUCAUGGAAACUGAAAAAAUCGACAAAGUCAUCUUGGUUGGACACAGCAUGGGAGGAAUGAUCGCCAUAAAAUUUGCAUUAGCAAUGCCACAGAAAAUUGAGAAGUUAGUGGUAGAAGAUGUUACUAUUGGGAAAAUUCCGCAGGAAGUUAUCCAACUUUUGGAAAGCAAAUUGGAAAUUGCAAAAGCUAGUAUUAAAGAAAUACCAGGCGAAUUGGAUGACGUAGCUGCUCAUAAGCUCUUGCCCAAGAUAAUGAUCCAGAAAGUACCCCCAGACUUUAGAGAAUUCGUCAGAUUUGACGAGAACACAUUUACCCUGAAGAAAGUGAAUGGAAAAUUCACCUUUAAAGUGAAUAUCAAUGCAAUCGAAUCUGCACUGGAGAGAUUGUCCGGCACUAUACCUAAACCUAAUGGGUGCUACAGUGGAUCGACGUGUUUCAUAUAUGGAAAAAAAUCCCCCUUCAAUGUAGGAUCCGAUGAAAAUAUUAUAAAAAGGUAUUUUCCAAACGCAGAGCUUAUAGGUAUUGAAAAUGCUGGGCACACCGUUCACAACGAGUGCCGCUCGGAAUUUUUAAAUUCUCUUCUCAGUUUCCUUUGCAAAGAAUAUACGGCAAGAUUAUGAGACUUUUUAAGACUUCUUACAAACUAUUGUUUAAGAGGGACGAUUUUUUAUAGAAAAAUAUUUUUUUAUGGCAGAUAUUUCUUUCAUAUUUUAGCAUUCAAUAUUUCAUCAUGAAUUCAUCUGAAUAAUCACGCCUCAACAUAAUCACGAACAAUUUUAUAAAGGAUAUAUAUUCAUGGAAGAGAAAGCAAUUUUACUGAAAUCUUUUUAGCAGGGUAAAAUUGGGUAAUACUUAACACAAAGCUUGUCAAUUUUUAGAAAUACAACUGUGAUGUGUAUACUGAGUGAUAGAAUGGUAACGUAUUUUAGGUUCUAGCAAAACUGCAAUAAAAGAGUAGAAUAUUACUAAAUAUUGCUUCAUAAUAAUCAUUUACAAAUCUAUCUAACAAAAUCUGUUAGAUUUUUAAUCUUUCCAUUUAAUUGAACUUAAGGUUGAAAUCUACUUUAGGGUGCGCCUUCACUUCGCCAAGGCGGCAAGCAGCACCAACUCGCCAAGGUAAAAAAAUCAAUCAGUUAAACCUGUCGAUAACUAUUUUACAGUAUUGUUUUAUAUUAUUAUUACUGAAAUGAAAAAUUUAGGAUUUUCAGCAGCAAAGUCUGUUAUGCCCUAAUGCCAGAGAAUCAGAGUUAAUAAAUAUCAAAAAUCUUCAGUGAACGGAGAAAAAUUUAAAGAAGGCGCUUAUGAAAAAUAGUUUUUUUGGAUCAGAAUUCUAAGAGACGAAAUUUCUUGGUGAUUGAAAGUGAGCUUGUUCCAAAGGUAUUUUCUUUGAGUUGAAUACUUCAAACAGUGCUAGAGAAUAUGUUUAAAUGUCAUUUUCUCGGUUACAGGAGAGAUAGGCAGGAUUGUUAUAAAGUCCAGAUUUAUUCAGUAGAGAUGGGGUGAUGAUCUCCCGGGUAAUUAGAUAUGUUAUCACAUCUUAACCUAUUUUUAAGCAAUGACGGAAGGGAAAGAAUGGAUGGUAUAUCACCUAGAGCUUCUUGGUACUUGGUAUUUCGAUAAAUUUGGUGUAUAUUUUGGAGCGUGGUUUUUGAUAAGAGAUUAAAUCAUCAACAGCAAAGUAUGGGUAUGACUCCGUGACUGUUUUUGCAAGAUAAUCUGCCUUUUCAUUCCAAGUGAUGUUUGAAUGCCUUGGAGUUCAUACCAAAGUAUUGCUUUAUCUGAUCAGCCAUCUUGAUUAGAAACUUGGCGUUGUUGGCAUACUUGACAAAGUGAAGAAAAAUCUAAGCCAGAUCUCAACAUAAUUUGUUUAUUUAUUCUAUAUUAUUUAAUUUUAACUGAGAUUCGUACAUAAGGUUUGUUUUUAAAUCUCUAAAAAAAGAGGUAUUAAUCAUGAGAAUUUUUAAUUGUGAUCAAAGCAAUUUUAUGUGCUUUGUAAAG